Messenger RNA from Penicillium canariense, 531 nucleotides. RefSeq lists its product as uncharacterized. The transcript has 2 exons. Lineage: Eukaryota; Fungi; Ascomycota; Eurotiomycetes; Eurotiales; Aspergillaceae. Bases 1 to 531 code for a protein of 176 amino acids. The record is from RefSeq and is a predicted model, not a curated record.
AUGGCAGCAUCAGUGCCACUGCCGGUCUCCCUUGCCCAGCCCAUUGCAACGGUAAUCGAGGCACAUUACACACUACGGCAUACGCCCAGCCAAGACUGGGACAAGAUCCCCAAAUCGCAAACCAAACCCAGCGCGCCGGAGACGAGAGAGGCCGACUCCACCACGCAACCACGCUGUAAAAUGGACGCCGUGCCACCAGAACCCAAGCGCGAUGUCAUAUCGACUUUGUUCCAGGAAGACCAAGACCGGAAAGGAAAUGGAGCCAAGACCACGAUGAUCGCAUCGGUGAAAUCGGAUCGUGCCACUCCAGCAGGUGGAGCAGUCGGGAUCGCGAGCAAAAAGGAAACCUGUGCCCAGUGCAUCUCGGGGAUGCUCAAGCAUGCUGCCUAUAGGCUGGUGGCGGGUGCGAUCGAGGGUGGAUUAGCGAUUUCCCGCGGUGGAUUCUUCUUUGUUUUUUUCUGCCUCUGUGAGGGGUGUGUGCCCACACGAGAAUCAGGCCUCACGAUGGAUCUGGAUCUGGUAGAACGCUAG